Molecule: messenger RNA, 1929 nt
Organism: Bufo gargarizans (Asiatic toad)
Lineage: Eukaryota; Metazoa; Chordata; Amphibia; Anura; Bufonidae
Product: gastrula zinc finger protein XlCGF26.1-like
Exons: 3
Coding region: 61-1731 (556 amino acids)
Biological process (GO): regulation of transcription by RNA polymerase II
Cellular component (GO): chromosome
Molecular function (GO): chromatin insulator sequence binding
Source: RefSeq, a predicted model, not a curated record
ACUGAGCUGCUGAGCGGAGAGGUUCCUAUAAGGUGUCAGGAUGUCGCUGUCUAUUUCUCCAUGGAGGAGUGGGAGUAUUUAGAAGAACACAAGGAACUGUACAAGGACGUCAUGAUGGAGAAUCACCAGUCCCUCACAUCACCGGUGAGCGACUCCCAUGGACCUCUCCAUUUAUCUAAUGAAGCAGAAGACAACAAUACCACACAAGCUAAUUCAAUUACUCCUAAUGUACCCUCAGUCCUUCACAGAGAAGAUCUAUCCACCGAUACCGCUGGGCACAAGAAACCUUUAUCUAAUCAGUCACAGACUGGCAAGCAAAUAACUGGAAAUAGAAGGAGGGAAAUCUUUUCCAGUGGUAAACAUUUUAUAAAGAAAUCUAAUAUUUCUUUGCAUGAGAGAAAUCGCAGAGAUAAAAGGCCAUUUUCAUGCUCAGAAUGUGGAAAAUGUUUUACUAGGAAAUUCAUUCUAGUUGGACAUCAAAGAACUCACACAGGAGAGAAGUAUUCAUGUUCAGAAUGUGGGAAAUGUUUUAGUCGGAAAUCAUAUUUUGAUAGACAUCAGAGAACUCACAAUGGAGAGAAGCUAUUUCCAUGUUCAGAAUGCGGAAAAUGUUUUAUUCAAAAAUCUGAUUUUGAGAGACAUCAGAGAACUCACACAGGGGAGAAACCAUUUUUAUGUCAUGAAUGUGGGAAAUGUUUCCGUAACCAAUCAAAUCUUGCGGAACAUCUAAGAAUUCACACAGGAGAGAAGCCAUUUUCAUGUUCAGAAUGUGAGAAAUGUUUUAGUUUGAAAUCAUCUCUUCUUUUUCAUCAGCAAACUCACAGAAGAGAGAAGCCAUUUCCAUGCUCAGAAUGUGGAACGUGUUUUGCAGAUAACGUAGCUCUUCUUAAUCAUCAGCAUUCACAGUGUGAGAAACAUUUUAGUCAGGAUCUUGAUAGACAGCAGAGAGCUUACACAGGAGAGAAACCAUUUGUAUGUCUUGAAUGUGGGAAUUGUUUUAGUCGAAAAUCAUCUCUUGCAGGACAUCUAAGAAUCCACACAGGAGACAAACCAUUUUCAUGUUCCAAAUGCAGGAAAUGUUUUAAUCAUAAAUCAGAUCUUUAUAGACAUCAGAGAACUCAUUCAGGGGAGAAGCCAUUUGCGUGUUCUGAAUGUGGGAAAUGUUUUAUUCGGAAAUCACAACUUGUGAGUCAUCUAAAACUCCACUUAGGGGUGAAGCCAUUUUCAUGUGCAGAAUGUGGGAAAUGUUUUAGUCAAAAAUUAUAUCUUAAUAGACACCAUAGGUUUCACACUGGAGAGAAGCCAUUUUCAUGCUCAGAAUGUGGGAAAUGUUUUAUUCAGAAAUCAGAUCUUGGUAGACAUCAGAGAACUCACACAGGGGAGAAACCAUUUGUAUGUUCUGAAUGUGGGAAGUGUUUUUCUAGGAGAAUAAAUCUUAGGGACCAUCUAAGAGUUCACACAGGAGAGAAUGUAUCUAUGUGUCCUGAAUGUGGGAAACGUUUUAGCCGUAAAUCAAAUCUUGAGGAACAUCUAAGAGUUCACACAGGAGAGAAGCCGUUUUCUUGCUCAGAAUGUGGAACAUGUUUUACCUUUAAAAUAGAUCUUCUUCGUCAUCAGAGAAGUCACACAGGAGAGAAGCCAUUUUUAUGCGCUGAAUGUGGAAAGUGUUUCCGCCUGAAAUCAGGUCUUGUUCAACAUCAGAGGACUCACACAAAAAAGAAGCCAUUGUAAUCAGAUUGUGGAAGGAGAAGUGCUUCAUUGUAGGACCUUCUGCCAAACAGUGCCUUCUGAUGUCUAGAUAACAUAUUACAUGAACCUUAUACACUAUACAAUAUAACAAAGAAUAUGUCACAUGUCCGUUGACCAUUGGAUUAUCUGCACCAGUCGCAUCUUACUUCUUAAGGACCCUUUUAGAGAUUAAUAAACUUG